AUGGCUAGCUAUAAACAUCUAAUUGGAACACCUCUCGAUAGAACCAGAAAUAAUAACAGAAAUAAUAAUGCGUAUCAGUUUACUCCAAUAGGACAUGAAGAUUCGGACCUUGAAUUUUCUGUGUUGAAUGAUACCAACAGAAAGAAGCAAAGUGCUCUGCUUCUCAAUACCGUUUCCAAAUUACGACAAAACAGGGGAGAAGACAUUAACGUUGAUGAUAGUUUUGAUAGUUUUUCUGCCUCGACUCCUUUGGUAUCAUCAGUGAAUAACUCUGUGAGAGACCAGCAUGUGGUCAAUAAGGAAAAUAUUUCGCCCAGUUCUGGGAGAACUAGAAAUUCCCAUUAUGAUGAGCUCCUAAGGAACAGCUCCAAUCCACUAAAACAGCAACAAGAGCUUAUUGAUGGCCUUAAAUCGGAGAACUAUGGAUUAAAAAUUAAGAUAUCUAGCUUAACAAAGUAUCUUAAUGUUGACAUGAAUACCCCAGAAAAUAUUAAGAAUAUGAUAAAUGAAAACAGUGAUCUAAAGUCACAGAUAACCCAACUUACUAUGCAACUUGAAAACCUCAGGAAUGCGGAAAGUGAACCUAAUACUUCUGCUACCAGCAACAACUCUUUGCUAAUUCAAAUGAAUACCAUGAAGAAUGAAAAACAAGAGUUGAUUUCUAAAGUAGAGACUUUAGAGAAGGAGUGUGAAUUUUUGAAUCAGAAAUUGGAAGAAGUUCCAUCAUUUGUCGCUAAUGAGAAAGACGACGAUGCGGAUAAUAUCACUGAGUUACGAAAUAAUUUAGAGGAUUUUCAAUAUGAACUUCGAGCAAAGACGCAUGAGAUUGAAGAAAAAGAUUUGGAAAUAACUCAGCUUCAAAACAAAUGCCAAAGAUUGGAAGAAAUGAAGGAUGCUGAUCUUCAGGAAAAUGACCGCUUAGAAGAAACCUUGAUUGAUAAAAACGAAGAACUUAAAGCAUUGAAUAAAGAAAUUCAAAAUAUUAAUUAUGAAAAUCAUCAAUUGAAGCUCAAAGUCAGUGAUGGAGAUUCCAAGAUACAUAGCUUGGAUAAUAAAGUAUUGAAAUUGGAGUCAGAUAAGUCAAACUUGAAGGUAAAACUUAAGAGUAUGGAAGGUAAUGGAACAACAGUCAGCAAGAAAGUUGACAAAUUGUUGAAUGAGUUGAACACAAAAUCAGAAAAAAUUUUGCAAUUGAAUGAAACUAUCAGGGAGUUGCAAUCUCAAAACACAUUGAAUGAAAGUGAGUUGACUAAAAUGAAGUCAUACAAUCAUUCCUUAGAAAACCAAAUUAAUUCUGGAGAUUCGCAUUAUGAGUUGGAAAAUGAAAUUCUCAGAUUGAGAUCUAUGGAAAAUAAUUUAAGAAAUGAGAUUUCUCAUUACAAAUUGGAAAUAAGUGAAUUACAGUCCAACUUACAAGAAAAUCAAAAUACUUUGAUGGAUAAUUCAACUUUCUUACAUAAUGUGGAACAAGUAGAGAUUGAAAGAGACCAAGCCUAUGAUGAUCUAAAGAUAUAUGAAGAUCACAUCUUGGAAUUGGAAAAUAAACUUGAUCAAGCCAUACUGCAGAUUGAUUCAUCCCAGGAUAGACUAAGAGAAAUGGAUCAUAUGAUAAUUUCAUUAAAACAGGAAAAUGAUUCACUCAAAAAACAAUUAAGUGUUAAAGGAUACAGCAACCCGCGCUCCGUCACUUUCAAUAGCAAAACGAAGAAUAAGAAUGGUGGUUUCUUCAGUAGCUUCUGGAAUGGUGCUACCGAUGUUGAUACCGAUGAGGAUGAACAAGUUAAUGGUCUUAGUGCCACCUCUACCAUUAGAAAACUAACUAAGGAAAAGGAAGAAUUUAAGGAUGAAAUAAAUGCUUUGCAAUUGAAAGUUAAACACUUAAAUGAAGACUUAUCAAACGAAAGACUCGCUAAAUCACAAACUAAUGUCGGUUCUUAUGAAAAGGAUGAGAUCAAAAAAUUGGCGAAACAGAAAAACGACCUAGAAAUUUUAAUGGAAAACAGAAAAAUUUCUUUUGAGUCUCAAAUUAAUGAUUAUAAACAAAAUAUCUCCAAAUUAGUCGAAGAAGUGAAAAGUAAAGACCUUGAAAUAGAAGGCUUAAGCAGCACUCUAAAAAAGGAUUCUUUCAAGGUUGAUAGUCUUGGAGUUGAAAGAGAAGAACACAUGCAAUUGUUGAAGAAAAAUAUGGAAAAUGAAAAGAAGAACAUGAUGCUUAAUUUUGAAAUUGAGAAAUUGAGAAGUGAUUAUGAAAUUAAAUCCGAAAUGUUGAAUAAGGAGAUCGAGUCCUUGAAGAAAUCUUUGACUGACUCAAUUCAGCCGAGCGGAGCCCAGAAGAAUUUAGAGGAAAAGAAAAGAGAAAUUGAAUCAUUAAAGUCCAAAAUCGAAACAUUCGAGACGGAGAAUGAAGAACUUCGUCAAGAAUUAGCCAGAAAGGUGAAGGAACUCAACAGUAAAUAUGAGAAACUUACAAAAAAUUACCAGAAAGUUUACUCAAGGUACAAGUCUGCUACUAAGCUGAAAAAUCAAUUAUCUGAUAUUUCUUUAGAAUUAGAAGAUGAAUCAUCAAAAUCUUCUGAGACUGGAUUGAAGGGAAAACUACUAUCUAAGGAGAGAGAAUUAGAGGCUUUAGAAGCUGAUUAUAAUUUAAUGAAAACAAAAAUGAGUUCUAAAGUCAGAGAGCUUUCUGGUACCAACAUAUCUAUGAAUGGUCGGAUCGACGAUUUGUCGAAGGAGUUACAACAGUUAAAAGUAGGUAUUUCUGGGAGUGAUUUGAAAAAAUUGAGAAAAUUAGAAAACGCUGCUCAUUAUUAUAGAGAGAAGUUUCAUCAAGAGCUCUACUUGACCCAGGAUUUGAAAUUUGUUAACCAAUAUCUCAAUGAGGCGAUAAGAAAAUCUAAUAAAAUGAUUCUUCUGGAUGUCAAUAAGUUGGUGAAAACUGGGAAAAUUGGUUUGGAAAUGGAGUCAAUAGUGUCUAUUGCUGCUUUACAUCUGAAUGAGCCAGAACUCAAGAAUUAUAAAUCUUUGAAUAACUUCUUGUAUAAGCAGAGCAUGCAUAAUACAAAGCCUAAUUCCUUGACGGGAAAAUUGACUUUCAAAGGAUUAGCAAAGUUUGUGUUAGCCACUGUUCGUUUGCAAAAAAGAGUGGAGAAAAGUAUAAAGAAAGGAAAGUUGUUGAAGGCGGUCAAGAUGGAAUGCUAA
Molecule: messenger RNA, 3198 nt
Organism: Saccharomycopsis crataegensis
Lineage: Eukaryota; Fungi; Ascomycota; Saccharomycetes; Ascoideales; Saccharomycopsidaceae
Exons: 1
Coding region: 1-3198 (1065 amino acids)
Cellular component (GO): microtubule organizing center
Source: RefSeq, a predicted model, not a curated record